AAAAUUCUAAACCCAAAUUACCCAAUUGCAGAACAAGUGGGAAACGAUAUAUCCUAGAAUCCAAAGACCUCAUUUUUUCAGCCAGAAAAAUAUAAUUCCGCCAGCCACCACACCAACUCUCCCAGAAUAUCCAUUAUUUUCUCUCUUCCCAAACAGCUUUCUUUCUCUCUCUCGCUGUAUGUAUGGAGGAAGUUGCUUGACUAGGCCGUCAAACCAAGGGGGAACGCUCUCUCUCAGCUGCCAUAUUCUUAGUAACGGCCCAUUUGAUGCGAAGCAUACUCGGAAGCUUCAAGAAUCGGACCCUGAGGAGUCUCUGACGCGCUCCUAAUCGAGCCCAGUAUGUUGAGCUCGUCUUGCUCUCAGGCCCUUCUCCGCCGCCCUUUUCUUCCUCCCUCAACCCCAAUUACUAGGGUUUCUAAUCGACCCAGAGAGAGAUUUCCAAUUACCCGGAGCUUUCGGAUCUCUGAACCCCAUUUCAGUCCCUUAAAGAAGGAGUGGAAAAGAAUUUCAUGUUUUAGACAAGAGGAUUCUUCAUCAGAAACCCAGAAAUCUGCAUACAUUGACCACUCUUCGCCAGAGGAAGUCAUUAAAUCUGAAACCCAGAAGACGUCUGAAUACAUUGAACACUCUUGUGCACCUUUGGAACUCGUGAAUUCUGACUGCAGUAAUUCAAAUGCAGUCAAAAGAGAUUUGCCAUUAAGUCUUUGGGAGCUUGCAAAUGCAGUUUUCAAAUCAAUAGAGAAUCGAUGGACUGUACCAUGGACAGCAGAGACCAUAAUGCAGGUUAUGCUUCUUUGGGUUGCUGCAUUCUGUUUUAUAGGUUCUUCGGUGGCUCCAAUAGCAACCCAUAUGGCUGGUUUGAGUAGGGAAUCGCUAACGCUUCGAGGACAAGCCUUUUUCAGCCUGUUAACAGAUGUAACUGAAGGACUUGCUGGAAUAAUGAUUCUUCAUCGCUGCCUGUCUCGGUUUCGUCCCCUCCCACCAGAUUGGUUUAGAUUUAGCUUCAAAGGAAACUGGUACAUCGAUGUUGCUUUGGGAUGUCUUAUGUUUCCCCUUGUCAACGGACUCUCACAUUUCAAUCUCAAACUCUUACCUCUUUUGCCAUCCACACCCGUCACUCUGUCAAGUGUUGAGCAGUCAGUAAUGGCAUGCGAUCGAGUAGCAAUGGCACUGUAUGCAAUAGUAGUCUCAGUUUGUGCUCCUGUGUGGGAAGAGAUUGUCUUUAGGGGCUUUCUUCUUCCUUCUUUGACCAAGUACAUGCCAGUGUGGUGUGCAAUUCUGGUUAGUUCAGUUGUCUUUGCCAUGGCACAUUUCAACGUACAGAAGAUGCUUCCGCUUAUUUUUCUUGGGGUUGUGAUGGGUGCUGUCUUUGCACGGUCAAGAAAUCUAUUGCCGUCAAUGCUCUUGCACAGCCUUUGGAAUAGCUUCGUCUUUCUAGACUUAAUGAAGUAAGCUGCUGAACAUAUUACUUGCCUAAUAAUUUGGUGAUCAACAAGCCCAUUUUCGAAAGAAAAAAGAGAGCAUGUAUUCAGGUCAAUUCUGUGGCACAAACUGCACUCUGGCCCAAGUGUUAUGAGCCCCUCUCAAGGCCAGCUGCGAGCUGUCUCAAUAAUGUUGAACCAUAAAUGUCCGAAGGAAGCAGUACAUAACUCCACUUGCUGAAUGCUCUAAAAGCUGAAGAAAAGCAGCAUUUCAUCAGAAGAAUCAGUUGGCAGUGUUCAUCUCUUUGAUGAAUUAUAGCAAAGCAUGUGAGAGAGACAGAGAGAAGGAUAGAAUAGUUUGUAAAUGAUUAUUUUCCUAUUGAUCUUAUCUUUGAUUCCAGCAUUACAAAGUUCUUGUAGUUCCACAAGCCUGGUUAAUAAUUUAUUUAUUUUUCUUUUCAA
This is a messenger RNA of Humulus lupulus (European hop), 1883 nucleotides long. RefSeq lists its product as uncharacterized. The coding region runs from base 340 to 1452 and encodes 370 amino acids. Gene Ontology annotation, molecular function: metalloendopeptidase activity. The transcript is spliced from 4 exons. Gene Ontology annotation, cellular component: membrane. Gene Ontology annotation, biological process: CAAX-box protein processing. Lineage: Eukaryota; Viridiplantae; Streptophyta; Magnoliopsida; Rosales; Cannabaceae. The record is from RefSeq and is a predicted model, not a curated record.